Vanessa tameamea is the source of this 1017-nucleotide messenger RNA. RefSeq lists its product as uncharacterized. The record is from RefSeq and is a predicted model, not a curated record. The coding region runs from base 1 to 1017 and encodes 338 amino acids. Lineage: Eukaryota; Metazoa; Arthropoda; Insecta; Lepidoptera; Nymphalidae. The transcript has a single exon. Gene Ontology annotation, molecular function: zinc ion binding; nucleic acid binding.
AUGGAACCUACUGAGAGAAACAAUUACGCAAUAGCCAAACGGUUAUGUUUCAACUGCCUGGUACCAGGACAUUCAGCAUUUAGUUGUAAGUUACCUAUGUCCUGUAGAAUAUGUCAAAGACGUCAUCAUUCUCUCCUACAUGUAACCGAGAACCAGGAAUCUGCGGCAUCAACGAGCAAUUCACAACCACAUCCGCAAAUUUCACAACAUGUAGAAGAAAAGCAAGAAGAUGUACAAGCACACACAAUGAAUGCGUCACACUUUACAACCAGACAGGGAGUAGCACUAUUAGCGAGUGCAGUCGUAGAAGCAGUAAGUGAACAAGGAUACAACAUUCCACUACGAGCGUUAAUAGACCAAGGUUCACAAGCAACAUUUAUUAGCGAGAAGGCGACGCAACUACUUAAGUUAGAACGUAAACCAAUGAAAGGCAAUGUCGUUGGGGUGGGAUCAGUAAAAAUAGAAAUCAAUCAUGUGGUUCAGCUACAAUUAAAAUCGCGAUGGGAUCCAAAUUUCAACUUACCUAUUCAAGCUUAUGUCAUGUCAAAACAGCUGACCAUAAAGUUGCCCGCCAGAACAAUUGCGACACACCCAUGGCCACACCUCAAGGGCCUCGAGCUGGCUGAUACAAACUAUUUUCAACCUGGUCAUAUAGAUAUACUCUUAGGAGUCAAGGAAUAUUCUGAAAUAUUGCAACAAAACUAUAUCAAAGGUCCUCCAGGCACACCGUGUGCAAAGAAGACCAGCCUAGGAUGGAUACUUUUUGGAGAAAUUCAUUCACCUCAACACGAGUCUUACGUAGUAAUGCAUCAUCAAAUCGACGUUGAUGACCUGUUAAAAUCUUUUUGGGAAAUAGAAGUAGAUACUGAAAGAUGCUUAACACAAGAAGAAAAGCUAUGUGAACAAAUAUAUGAAAACACAACGACCAGAAAUCAAGAAGGAAGAUAUAUUGUUAAAUUACCGUUCAAUACAAGUAACCCACUAUCACCUAAAGGAAAGACUAAAGUACACGCCUAA